UUUCACUGAUGGUGGGUGUCAGUACUAGUUUCAAAUUUAUUCAAUAUUUUGUUUUAACUGAGUUUAGUGUCAAAAAAUAUUUCAUAGCAACCCUCGUAGAGCCUGUUCGAUGGACCCCCGUUCGAUAGGCCCUGAUCUUUUACAUGCAUUUCUUUAUCCUCACAACUUUCAAACAAAUUAGUUUAUAGCUUUUUUUUAGUUAUUUACUAAUUGAAUUUCUGGGAGUAUGUAUUGUACAUACAUAUAUCAUAUUUAUCAAUUUCAUUAGGCUUCUUACCAAUGGAUGAUGGAGAUGUCACCUUUGUGUCAAAUUACAUAGUGUUACUGUCACCGAUCAUAAUUUCUUUUCUUUCAGUUAUUUCUUGCCAACGAGUGCAACAUACCAUGAUAAUACCAUAAUUAUUGCAAUAGUUUCUUUCAAAAUUUCUCUUUUGCUAUACAGUAUGUAAUGAUUUUAUUUAAUGGGAAAUAUAAUUAAAUUUUACACAAAUGGGUGCUUGUUUAGGCAGCCAUCGGAAUCGUCGGCAUCCAAGAUAUGGAGAUCCAAAUUAUCCAGCAAUUGGUAAAAACCAACCUCUGAAAAAGGAACACCCUCGAUGGCGAAGUGAAGUUCCAUUAACAGAAGGUCAAUUGAGAAGUAAAAGAGAUGAAUUUUGGGACACAGCUCCUGCAUUUGAAGGUCGGAAAGAAAUAUGGGAUGCUUUGAAAGCAGCAGCUGUAGCAUUAGAAGCAAAAGAUUAUGGCCUGGCUCAAGCAAUCAUCGAUGGAGCCAAUAUAUCUCUUCCACAUGGUACAUUAUUAGACUGUUAUGAUGAGCUUGGAUCUCAUUAUCAACUACCUGUCUAUUGUCUUGCACCUCCUGUAAAUCUUUUAGUAGGUUCUUCAGCUAAUCAACAAAACCUCAGCGAGGAAUUUCAAGAUAUAUCCAGCACUGACAAAGCAACAACUUUAAAGAUCAGAUUAUCAACAGGUGUAGAUAUCAAGUUAAGAGUAUUGCCACAAGACACUGUUUUUACUGGAAAAAGACGAUUAGAAAAACAGGAAGGUGUGAAGGUAUCAAGUCAGCGAUGGAUCUUUGCCGGUAAAAUGUUACCAGACCAACAGAGAAUCGAACAAUUAAAAAUUGAGACAACCUAUAUAGUGCAGUGUAUUAUUACUGAACUACCUGGAACAUCUUCUUGACAUAAAUAGGCUCAUAUUUUAAGACCUUUACUAAAGCAGUAUUUCUUUGUUUUAAUUUUGAAUUUACAAAUCAACUGAUUCUGAAUGUUUUAUUGUGGGUUAUUUGUUUUUUUAUUGUUCAUCAGCAUUGUUUGUAAUUUGUGAAAUUCUUUAUCAUUUGUCGUAUUUUGUUUCCUCAGUAUUUAAGUGCAAAUAGAUUGUCUGUGUAAAAAUCAAAAAUUUGAAAAUAGUUAUUGAAAUUGAUUGCUGUGUUUCCAACAAGAUAUCGAGAAAUGAAAUACUAUAAACCAGUGAUUUCCAACCAUUUACCACUCAUGGCCUCCCUGUUUAUCAUUACAGUGGUGUUUAUAGUAUUUUGAUUGGUGGAUUCCAAAUCCCAUUAUGUUUAAACAAUUCAUGCUCAACAAAGUGAAAACACCCUGUGAAAUAACCUUCGCAAAGAAAUGAAACUAGGAAGAUGUGGGAGUUUUCUUGUAAAGGGAAAAGUGAAAUCAGUUUUGUGCCUAUAAUUAUGGGCCCCGAGUUGAGAACGGCUGCUAUGGGCCCCGGGUUGAGAACGGCUGCUAUAUACUAUAUCUCAGUGCUCUUCAACCUUUUUGUUAUUGUGAAACCCUUGAUAUAAUUUUUCGUUUUUUAUGGAACCCCAAUUAACAAAAAUAAAAAAAAAACACGAAAUACUCGUAACACGAAAUAUUUGUAAUUCGAAUAUUUCUACUUCAACAACGAAACAGAAAGAAGGUAACAAGCGUGAAAUUCAAUGACUUAGUUGUUCUUGCAUUUCCUUUGCAAUCUUCUUGAAUUCUCAUGCUCAUGUCUACACUCUUUAAACAACUUCGCAGCAACGCAUCAACAUGCUGAAGCAUGAAA
Molecule: messenger RNA, 2049 nt
Organism: Styela clava
Lineage: Eukaryota; Metazoa; Chordata; Ascidiacea; Stolidobranchia; Styelidae
Product: ubiquitin domain-containing protein 1-like
Molecular function (GO): protein binding
Source: RefSeq, a predicted model, not a curated record